This is a messenger RNA of Theobroma umbraticum, 1713 nucleotides long. RefSeq names its product small RNA degrading nuclease 3 (gene SDN3). Lineage: Eukaryota; Viridiplantae; Streptophyta; Magnoliopsida; Malvales; Malvaceae. The record is from RefSeq and is a predicted model, not a curated record. Gene Ontology annotation, cellular component: nucleus. Gene Ontology annotation, molecular function: exonuclease activity; nucleic acid binding.
AGUCGAACUCGAAGUAUCCAAAAACCCUACACCCCCAUAGCUGAUCUGUCCCGCCUCCUUCAAUCUCUCUCUCACUGAGCUCCGAAUGGACGAGAGACUGUACACGGCCGAGAAAAAGGUUCUUGUUGAAAUCGUUAAGUUCGUUCAAAAGAGAGGACUGAAAGGUAAAAAAGGAGGAUGGAAGGAGUUUUUGAAUUCUUAUGACAAAAAGUUUGGUGCUUCUUUGAGUGAUCCGUCGAGGCGGUCUAACGGUGUUUUGGUAUCUUUUCUUAAGACAUUUACUAAAGAAGAUGAUUUGAAGCUUUUUGAUAGAAUGUUGCAAGGUUAUUUAAAUAGGGCCACGGCUGAUCAGUUUGGAAAACAAUCUUUGGAUAAUGAAUCCCCUGAGCAGAGGCUUGUUCGUUUAACUUUGGAACACCCACAAUAUCCACUAGAUUAUACAUUCCCAUCAGGCGAUGAGGGAUGGAUCAUUACCAAGCUCCCUAAAAAAUCUGGGAUGUUGAGAUCAAAUGCCAUGGUUGCUGUUGAUUGUGAAAUGGUUCUCUGUGAAGAUGGCACAGAAGCGUUAGUGAGAGUUUGUGUUGUGGAUCGUGAUUUACAGGUCAAAAUUGAUAAACUUGUAAAUCCAAACAAAGCAGUGGCUGAUUAUCGGACUGAGAUUACAGGAGUUGCUGCAGGAGAUUUGGAUAGUGUUACUUGUUCGGUAGCAGACAUACAGAAAUCCAUGAAGAAGCUGUUAUCCGAUGGGACUAUUUUAGUGGGCCACAGUUUACACAAUGAUCUGCAAGUUUUAAAGAUAGACCAUGCAAGAGUGAUUGACACCUCAUAUAUCUUCAAAUAUUUGGACGCAUCUAUCUCUAAAAGACCGUCUUUGAAUAACUUGUGCAAGUCUGUACUGGGAUAUGAAGUUCGAAAGCCUGGUGCUGCUCAUAACUGCCUAGAUGAUGCGUGUGCUGCAAUGAAACUAGUUCUUGCUAAGCUAGAGCUUGGUGACAUUCCACUGGUUCAAGAAGAUGUGCCCCAAGCUGAAAUGGAAAAGCUACUGCUCCAUAGGAUACCGAUCAAUGUUCCUAGGGAAGAAAUAUCUAGAGUCAUCCCCGGAGAUGUUGCAAUUGAAAUAAAGCCAUCUAAAAAGGCUCAAGGUCGCCAUUACUCUGUGUUUGCUGUCUUUAAUAGUCCUCAAGAAGCAAACCGAGCAUUUGAAAAUAUAGAAGGCAAUGAAGAAAAGGAUUCAUCUGGACUACCUCAGAAACAAGUUGCAUUUCAGUUUGGCAGAGGAGUAACUGCUAGUAUGUACAUCCGUAAAAUGGCACAGGGUGAUUCACAGUGCCAAGUUUUGUCAAAUAAAAGAGCAUUUCAGGGUGAGGAGAAAUCUAUUGAGUCCAAAAAGCUUAAGACAGACAAACCUGUAGAGGAAACAAUGGCAAAUUUUAAUCAAUUUGAUGAUCACUUAAAAGAGAUUGAGAGGUUGAAGCAAGAACUGAAACAGAAAGAUUUUCGAAUUGUUAUGCAGGAUAAGAUCAUAGCUGAUCUUCAAAAGAAGGUUGAUAAAAUGAAAAAGAGCCUUAAAGAAAAACCAAUUUUGGGGCUUAACUUACUGCGUAGUUUGUAUAGUCUCACUAGUUUUACCUGAAAUGGUGGAGGAAGUGUUUUCUUCAGUUUUUGUUCUGAGUUAGGACUGAUAUUAUCUCCAAUGAAUUUAGUUUUAAUUUA